AUGAAUUACAUUGACAUUGCUCCUCCAAGAAACACCAGCUUGCAUGAUCUAUUAGAAGAUGAAAAUGCUCAUUCAACUCCAGUUAUGACAAUAGCCCCAUCUCAUAGGGAAUUUGUUAAAAAGCCCAUCAAACGGAGGUUUAGACAUAAAAAAGCAUCUUGUGACAAGUGUUCACACAAAGAAAAGCCAAAAAACUUGAAAGCCAAUGAAGAUGCCCAGAAAAUAGCAUUGAAUGAUACAGAUUCCUCAUCAGAUGAGAGGUACUGGGCUGAAGUUAGGAAUAAACAAAAUAGAAAAACUAAGUUAUUCAAGAGAGAACGGAGAGCUAAAUCAAAUCACAAUAAUGAAGUGUCCUCAGAUUCUAAUACAAUUGAAAUGGUUUCUGUAUAUUCAAAAGAAACAAGUGAGCAAAAGUCUCAUCAUCAAAAUGCUUCCAGUGUUACCAACACUACAUCCCAGCACAGAAGAAGAACAUUAUCCAAGUUCAAAGAAUGUAGUGUGUCUUCUGGAUCCUCAACUGACACAAACAAAAAAUUAACAAAGAAAAGGGUAAAUAGAAAAGGAAACCAUUAUUGCAAAGAUAAUCAUAAGUGCCAGUGCUACUGUAAAGACAGCAAAAUGAUCAAGACAAAAAUAAAGGAAGAAGGUACUGGGGUAGAUACUUUGUCUCCAGCCACUGCAGCACCCUAUGAGAGCGAGACUUUACCUGCUUUUUGUGAUGAAUGGUCUGAUGAUUCAGAAGUCUGCAGAAUCUGUCACUGCGAGUCAGAUGAGGGUAAUCCACUGAUUACUCCAUGUCAUUGCACUGGAACUCUGAGAUUUGUACACCAAGCCUGUUUACAUCAGUGGAUAAAAAGUUCAGAUACACGAUGUUGUGAACUCUGCAAAUACGAUUUUGUUAUGGAAACCAAGCUCAAACCGUUAAGAAAGUGGGAACAACUACAGAUGUCAAAAAAUGAGAGGAGGAAGAUUUUUUGUUCAGUAACCUUCCAUAUUAUUGCAGUCACGUGUGUAGUAUGGUCUCUGUAUGUGCUUAUAGAUCGAACAGCGGAAGAAAUCAGACAAGGAAAUGACAAUGGUAUCCUUGAAUGGCCAUUUUGGACAAAAUUGGUAGUGGUAGCUAUUGGAUUUACAGGUGGACUGGUCUUCAUGUAUGUUCAGUGCAAAGUCUAUAUUCAGUUAUGGAGACGUUUAAAGGCAUAUAAUAGAGUGAUUUUUGUGCAGAAUUGCCCACGAACGACAAAGAAACCUGAUGAAAAGGGCUACUCAAACAACAAAAACAAUGACAAUAAAGAUGCUGUAGUAGUUCCAGUAUCACAGACAAAUACGCAAACAUGUUCUGAUGCAAGUGUACCUAGUGUUCUGUCUGUUUAA
Bombina bombina (fire-bellied toad) is the source of this 1374-nucleotide messenger RNA. It is a transcript of the gene MARCHF1, whose product is annotated as membrane associated ring-CH-type finger 1. Gene Ontology annotation, cellular component: lysosome; cytoplasm; early endosome membrane. The record is from RefSeq and is a predicted model, not a curated record. The coding region runs from base 1 to 1374 and encodes 457 amino acids. NCBI's taxonomy places the organism in Eukaryota, Metazoa, Chordata, Amphibia, Anura, Bombinatoridae. The transcript is spliced from 5 exons. Gene Ontology annotation, molecular function: MHC protein binding; zinc ion binding; ubiquitin protein ligase activity. Gene Ontology annotation, biological process: immune response; antigen processing and presentation of peptide antigen via MHC class II; protein polyubiquitination.